AUGACUUCCACUACAAGUUGGGCUGAUAUUCAACGACUUGCUGCAGAUUUGCAACGUGUUCAACUUGCUGAGAGCAAUAAACAAAGGUUAACUGAAGCUAAUUGUGUAGAAGUGAUCAGCAUGCUUAUUUCGAUGGGAUCUGUUGAUUUGGUUAUUAGCUCCGAUGGAAAGUAUGUUACUCGAAAACAUUUACAAACAGAAUGUGCAAAUGAAUGCCUUGCUGCGGGAGGCAGAAUUUCUCUUACCGAUUUGGCCUCACAAUUAAAUGUAAAUCUUGACCAUAUCUCUGGAGCUGUUAACCAAUUGGUCAGACAAAUCGAUCACGAAGAAGAUGAUGUAAAUCUUCCAACUGAACUUCUUAAUCAACAUAUUUUAACGGAAUUGGGCACUGGGAGAAUAUCGGCAAUUCGUUUUGAAGAUUAUUUAUGCACAAAUCGUUAUAUUAAUACAUUGAAAGGCAAAUUCCGUGCUAUACUUAUUGGACUUACUAAGCCUUGUCCUCUAACAGAAAUUUAUUCAUAUUUGGCUGUUAGCGAGUCUUUUUUCUUUCUUUUAUUGAAUGAAUUAAAUGAUCAAGGUAAAUUACCUGGAAGGCUUUUAGGAACAAAAAAUUCAAUUAAAUCGUUAUAUGUGCCUUUUAUCCAUGAAAGAAUGGCUAAACAGUUUAUUUUACAGCGUUUAACAACAAAUGAUCGUCGUGUUAUUUUUGAUCAUUCAAAAUUAAUUUCAACUUGGUUAAAAUCAAUCGAAGAAUUUAUUCAUGAAAGAGCAAUUAAAGAUGCACCAGAAUUACGUAAAGCACAAUUAAAUGCUGCAAUAUCAAUCCAAAAACAAUUAAAUAAAGAGGAGAAAAAACAAAAAGAUGAUGAUUGGGAAAUAGAAAAGCCAUCAAAAGGAGGGAAAGGGGCUAAUAAAAAGAGUCGUUCAGGUGGAGGAUCUUCUCAUCAGACUUCGAGCCGUUCUAGCAAACAAAAAGCAGCAACAGACAGCAAUAUUUCUAACAAAGAUUUACUUUCUUGUGCUUCACCAUUUACUUCUGAUGAAUUAUUUACCGAAUUAGAACGUUGUCAUUCUUCAAGUGAUUUUCAAAUACCUGAUACUCUUCGUGAAGAAAUAGCUGAUGAUUUUAUUGCUGAAGUUAAUAAUUUAUAUAGGCGUUUUGUUACUGAAAUAUGGGAACAACAAUUACAUCAAACAACAGCUGAAGAACAGCAAGCACAACGUCAAGCAUUUGAACAACGUUUAAAUAAAAUUUCUGAUGAAUAUGCAGCUAUUUGCCUUUUUGAAAAAGGAGCUGAUUAUUUUGAAGAGGAUCAAUUAGCUAACGAUUUACGAAUUUAUUUGCUUCGUUCUCUCUGUACAGAAUUAUCACAUUCUCUCCUCUAUACUAUCUCAGACCUAAAUUUAUCCCAACAAUCUUCUCCACAACCAACAAUUUUAAAUAAUAAACAACGUGAUCAUUUAAUAGAUUCAUUAGAAUCUGUAGAAAUGCAAAAAUGUUCUCGUCAACUUUUUACCUCCCUUGAUACUUUAGAACAUUUUCAUGAAGCAUUUCAACGUUUAACAGCAAUGAAUGGCUUAAAGUUAAAACAGCCCGAUAGAAAAGAGCGAACCCAGAAAUUGGAUUUAUUUGGUAAAGAAUUACACAAACAAAUGUUGGAGUGUACAGAUCCCCCAACAACUCUUCUUUUAACUGUUAUUUUAUGUUUUCAAUUAUAUUAUAGAAUUGCUAUUCAUGCAUCCGGUAAAUUUGUCUCCCCAUUAAUUCAUUUUCUUUCAACGGGAACAUCUGCCAUUCCUCCCGAUUUGGUUAAUUUAUUAAAUGAAAUACAACAUUUAGUAGUGGCAAGUAUUAAACAUAAAGGUGAUUCAUCAGAGAAAAUAAAAAAUGAUUUGAUGGAGAAAUUAGUUAAUUUGAAGACAUUCUUUUCUUAUUCUGAUCGAGAGGAAAAACAAGAAGAAAAGGAAGAGGAAUAA
This is a messenger RNA of Meloidogyne enterolobii, 1977 nucleotides long. The record is from the annotation of a GenBank genome assembly. Lineage: Eukaryota; Metazoa; Nematoda; Chromadorea; Rhabditida; Meloidogynidae.